AUGUCACAACAAUCUCUUAUGAACAGUUCAAGGCUGUUGGCCACAGCAUUAACGAUUUGUUAUGAAAAACUGGCACGAAAGCUUUUCCCUACAAAUCUACUACUUAUCAAGAAAAAUAUUGACAGAAAGCUUCUUCACUCGAAGACGAAACUUAUUGUUCGGUCAUCAUUUGAAGUGAAAAGUUGGGAAAGAAUUGUGGUCAAAAAAUUAUUGAAAAUUGAAAUAAAAAGAUAUCCUAAAAGUUUAAAUCAAUUUGGAAUGCCUCCACAAUUGAACAAUAAUGUUAAGAAACUUCCACCAUUGGAAAGAAAUUCAGGCAGCAUAACAUCAAGUAAUGGAUCAACAUCACCCAAAAAAAUGACAAAUGGAUGGAAUAUUGCAAAAGAAAAGCUCACAGGCAGAGUUCCUACGUUUGAUAUUUAA
Molecule: messenger RNA, 423 nt
Organism: Clunio marinus
Lineage: Eukaryota; Metazoa; Arthropoda; Insecta; Diptera; Chironomidae
Source: the annotation of a GenBank genome assembly